Molecule: messenger RNA, 6159 nt
Organism: Gorilla gorilla gorilla (western lowland gorilla)
Lineage: Eukaryota; Metazoa; Chordata; Mammalia; Primates; Hominidae
Gene: CD274
Product: CD274 molecule
Exons: 6
Coding region: 600-1457 (285 amino acids)
Biological process (GO): immune response; T cell costimulation; cellular response to lipopolysaccharide
Cellular component (GO): external side of plasma membrane
Source: RefSeq, a predicted model, not a curated record
CUUAAAAGAUGUAGCUCGGGAUGGGAAGUUCUUUUAAUGACAAAGCAAAUGAAGUUUCAUUAUGUCGAGGAACUUUGAGGAAGUCACAGAAUCCACGAUUUAAAAAUAUAUUUCCUAUUAUACACCCAUACACACACACACACCUACUUUCUAGAAUAAAAACCAAAGCCAUAUGGGUCUGCUGCUGACUUUUUAUAUGUUGUAGAGUUAUAUCAAGUUAUGUCAAGAUGUUCAGUCACCUUGAAGAGGCUUUUAUCAGAAAGGGGGAAACCUUUCUGAUAAAGGUUAAGGGGUAACCUUAAGCUCUUACCCCUCUGAAGGUAAAAUCAAGCUUUAUUCCUAGGACACCAACACUGGCUACCUAAACUGAAAGCUUCCACCGAUUUCACCGAAGGUCAGGAAAGUCCAACGCCCGGCAAACUGGAUUUGCUGCCUUGGGCAGAGGUGGGCGGGACCCCGCCUCCGGGCCAGGCGCAACGUUGAGCAGCUGGCGCGUUCCGCGCAGCCACAGUCCUGCGCAGCUUCCCGAGGCUCCGCACCAGCCGCGCUUGGCUCCGCACCAGCAGCGCUUCUCUCCGCCUGCAGGGCAUUCCAGAAAGAUGAGGAUAUUUGCUGUCUUUAUAUUCACGACCUACUGGCAUUUGCUGAAUGCAUUUACUGUCACGGUUCCCAAGGACCUAUAUGUGGUAGAGUAUGGCAGCAAUAUGACAAUUGAAUGCAAAUUCCCAGUAGAAAAACAAUUAGACCUGGCUGCACUAAUUGUCUAUUGGGAAAUGGAGGAUAAGAACAUUAUUCAAUUUGUGCACGGAGAGGAAGACCUGAAGGUUCAGCAUAGUAGCUACAGACAGAGGGCCCGGCUGUUGAAGGACCAGCUCUCCCUGGGAAAUGCUGCACUUCAGAUCACAGAUGUGAAAUUGCAGGAUGCAGGGGUUUACCGCUGCAUGAUCAGCUAUGGUGGUGCCGACUACAAGCGAAUUACUGUGAAAGUCAAUGCCCCAUACAACAAAAUCAACCAAAGAAUUUUGGUUGUGGAUCCAGUCACCUCUGAACAUGAACUGACAUGUCAGGCUGAGGGCUACCCCAAGGCCGAAGUCAUCUGGACAAGCAGUGACCAUCAAGUCCUGAGUGGUAAGACCACCACCACCAAUUCCAAGAGAGAGGAGAAGCUUUUCAAUGUGACCAGCACACUGAGAAUCAACACAACAACUAAUGAGAUUUUCUACUGCACUUUUAGGAGAUUAGAUCCUGAGGAAAACCAUACAGCUGAAUUGGUCAUCCCAGAACUACCUCUGGCACAUCCUCCAAAUGAAAGGACUCACUUGGUAAUUCUGGGAGCCAUCUUAUUAUUCCUUGGUGUAGCACUGACAUUCAUCUUCUGUUUAAGAAAAGGUAGUAUUUCCUUAAUUGCAGUGGUCUCCACUGGGGGUGAGGAAGGGGUGAGAAUUGGAUCAUGUUAGGGGUGAGGGGCAGGAGAAUGGGUAUGGAUGGAGGUAGAAGAUGCAGUGUCAUAUAGUUUUUUUCUAUCAUGAAAAUAACCACAGACUUACAGAAGAGAAAGAGCUAAAAUGCCCGUCAUUUUCAGUUGCGUUUUGGUCUUGCAUUAGUUGCAACCAGCUGGUUUCUGGGUACCCUAAGUAAUAAAACUAGUUCCUCUGUAGAACUGUAGUAUUUUUACCAUAGAGUAUUUUGCAAAAUUUUUGGUAGAGGAUGUUACAUAAUUUGCAUGUGUUCAUUUCUCCAUUUACCUCUGGGAACAAUUAAAAUCCAGGAAAAUGAGUAUAUGCAAAUAAUUUCCUCCCAUUUAAGAUGAUUCGGAGUAAAUAAUUCCUCCAAUACUUAGAGAAGUAUACCAAGAGAUCCAGUGAUGGUAUAGAGUUGUCUGAUGUUAAAUAGGGAAGUAGAAUAUGGAAGGGGAUUCCAAUAGUCGCUGAAAAAUUCCCCAUAACCCCUUACAUGGGGGAAAGUAGUGUUAACUGAGAGAGUAGAGAUAAGCUGUUUCCAAAAAUUAUAUUCUUAACAGGACUGAGAUAGCCAGAAUAUAAGGAUCAAGUUUCAAUGACAGUAAGAUCCUGAGAUGGAGUUGAUUUGCACAAAGAAAUAAUUGUUCCCAGCUUACAUUUUGAAUAUUUCUCUGGAAAAAAAGAUUAGUUGGCAGUAGAAAUGGAUAGAAAUCAAUAGAUAUUAAAAUACCUCAGAAUUUGGUUCAUCUCUGGGAAAAGAUGAAAAAUAAAAGUGUAUACUCCUCAAGAAAGUCUAGGAUCAAAAGCAUGUGCCCUAUACUAUUGAAUUAAUUAACCUCAUAAGUUGGGACCUGUGGAAUAAGGAUGUCCACCAGACUUCCUAGGGAUUACAAAUGUUUCACAGAACUUGAAAUUUAAACUUGGGUCACUGUAUGGGAUGUAGAGCUGUGCUAUAUGGAAAUAAAAAUGAUUUAUUUUUCUCAAGGGAGAAUGAUGGAUGUGAAAAAAUGUGGCAUCCAAGAUACAAACUCAAAGAAGCAAAGUGGUAUGAAUAUCAGAAGGAACUGGGAAGUAAAAGUCAAAGGAAACAAAAAGCUAAAGCAAUAACAAAGAGAAAUCCAUCAGUCAUAAUCUCCUCUCCUUUUAAAGAAUGCUGGUUCCCCUUUGCUUCACAGCUAAUACAAGAACUCCUCCGCCGUCUGAGGAGGUUUAGGAGCAGGGAAGGGGAAGGAGUCAGCUUCUCUUUGCUAAUCUUCUGUUGCCCUGCACCCUAGCAGCUCCUUGCAGCAGGGGACAAGGGUGACUUAGGUGGAUGGAUAAUUAAUUGAUUCUAAAAUAUUGUGUGUCAGUAUUGUAAUACUAUGUUAAUUGCACCAUGCACGGUAUCUCAUUUAAUCCCCCACCCCUUGCCAUUACCAAAAAGAGAGAAAGAGAGAAAUACUAGAAUUUAUCCUCAUUUUACAGUAGAGAAAACAGAGGGUCAAGAAGAUAAUGUAAAGUGCCCAAGAACACACAGCUGAUCACAAAAAUCAAGCUUGGGGGCCAUUAGCCUAACCACAGACCCUUACUCUUAACCCAUCUGCUUCAAUCCAUUUUGCUACAAAUGUUUACAUUUAUAAGCAGGGCAGAAAAGCCUCAUCCAGUUUAUUGAACUAAGAAGAAAGUUAUAUUAAGGUUUCUAAUUUUUUUAAUGUAGUUAGAAACCAAACUUAACAAUGAGCCCAAGUUUAAAGCAGUCUAAUUAACCUGGAGAAGCUCAGGCAAGUUUCAUUCUGUGGCCCAUAGCAUCAUCUGUGUUGUAAAGCUAAGUAGCAAAUGUUGUUUGGGUCAUCCUGGGGGACAAGCCAUCCCAAUUUGCUCAGGACUGAGGGGUUUUCCAGGAUAUCAUGUAAGGAUAAUUGGGUACAAAUAUAACCUGCUGCUUUCUCUCAUUUCAAAUUUAUCAUUUAUCAUAUCAGCAACUAUGAGUUAUGUUUUUUAAUUAGAUUUCUUGUUACUUUUUCCCCAGACCACUUCCCAUGAAAUUAAUAUACUAUUAUCACUCUCCAGAUACACAUUUGGAGGAGACGUAAUCCAGCAUUGGAACUUCUGAUCUUCAAGCAGGGAUUCUCAACCUGUGGUUUAGGGGUUCAUCAGGGCUGAGCAUGACAAGAGGAAGGAAUGGGCCCGUGGGAUGCAGGCAAUGUAGGACUUAAAAGGCACAAGCACUGAAAAUGGAACCUGGCGAAAGCAGAGGAGGAGAAUGAAGAAAGAUGGAGUCAAACAGGGAGCCUGGAGGGAGACCUUGAUACUUUCAAAUGCCUGAGGGACUCAUCGACGCACGUGACAGGGAGAAAGGAUACUUCUGAACAAGGAGCCUCCAAGCAAAUCAUCCAUUGCUCAUCCUAGGAAGACGGGUUGAGAAUCCCUAAUUUGAGGGUCAGUUCCUGCAGAAGUGCCCUUUGCCUCCACUCAAUGCCUCAAUUUGUUUUCUGCAUGACUGAGAGUCUCAGUGUUGGAACGGGACAGUAUUUAUGUAUGAGUUUUUCCUAUUUAUUUUGAGUCUGUGAGGUCUUCUUGUCAUGUGAGUGUGGUUGUGAAUGAUUUCUUUUGAAGACAUAUUGCAGUAGAUGUUACAGUUUUGUCGCCAAACUAAACUUGCUGCUUAAUGAUUUGCUCACAUCUAGUAAAACAUGGAGUAUUUGUAAGGUGCUUGGUCUCCUCUGUAACUACAAGCACACAUUGGAAGCAUAAAGAUCAAACCGUUGGUUGUAUAGGAUGUCACUUUUAUUUAACCCAUUAAUACUCUGGUUGACCUAAUCUUAUUCUCAGACCUCAAGUGUCUGUGCAGUAUCUGUUCCAUUUAAAUAUCAGCUUUGCAAUUAUGUGGUAGCCUACACACAUAAUCUCAUUUCAUCGCUGUAACCACCCUGUUGUGAUAACCACUAUUAUUUUACCCAUUGUACAGCUGACGAAGCAAACAGAUUAAGUAACUUGCCCAAACCAGUAAAUAGCAGACCUCAGACUGCCACCCACUGUCCUUUUAUAAUACAAUUUACAGCUAUAUUUUACUUUAAGCAAUUCAUUUAUUCAAAAACCAUUUAUUAAGUGCCCUUGCAAUAUCAAUCACUGUGCCAGGCACUGAAUCUACAGAUGUGAGCAAGACAAAGUACCUGUCCUCAAGGAGCUCAUAGUAUAAUGAGGAGAUUAACAAGAAAAUGUAUUAUUACAAUUUAGUCCAGUGUCAUAGCAUAAGGAUGAUGUGAGGAGAAAACCCGAGCAGUGCUGCCAAGAAGAGGAAAUAGGCCAAUGUGGUCUGGGACAGUUGUAUAUACUUAAACAUCUUAAUAAUCAGAGUAAUUUUCAUUUACAAAGAGAGGUCGGUACUUAAAAUAACCCUGAAAAAUAACACUGGAAUUCCUUUUCUAGCAUUAUAUUUAUUCCUGAUUUGCCUUUGCCAUAUAAUCUAAUGCUUGUUUAUAUAGUGUCUGGUAUUGUUUAACCGUUCUGUCUUUUCUAUUUAAAUGCCAUUAAAUUUUAAAUUCAUACCUUUCCAUGAUUCAAAAUUCAAAAGAUCCCAUGGGAGAUGGUUGGAAAAUCUCCACUUCAUCCUCCAAGCCAUUCAAGUUUCCUUUCCAGAAGCAACUGCUACUGCCUUUUAUUCGUAUGUUCUUCUAAAGAUAGUCUACAUUUGGAAAUGUAUGUUAAAAGCACGUAUUUUUAAAACUUUUUUCCUAAACAGUAACACAUUGUAUGUCUGCUGUGUACUUUGCUAUUUUUAUUUAUUUUAGUGUUUCUUAUAUAGCAGAUGGAAUGAAUUUGAAGUUCCCAGGGCUGAGGACCCAUGCCUUCUUUGUUUCUAAGUUAUCUUUCCCAUAGCUUUUCAUUAUCUUUCAUAUGAUUCAGUAUAUGUUAAAUAUGUCCUACAUAUACAUUUAGACAACCACCAUUUGUUAAGUAUUUGCUCUAGGACAGAGUUUGGAUUUGUUUGUUUGCUCAAAAGGAGACCCAUGGGCUCUCCAGGGUGCACUGAGUCAAUCUAGUCCUAAAAAACAAUCUUAUUAUUAACUCUGUAUGACAGAAUCAUAUCUGGAACUUUUGUUUUCUGCUUUCUGUCAAGUAUAAACUUCACUUUGAUGCUGUACUUGCAAAAUCACAUUUUCUUUCUGGAAAUUCCGGCAGUGUACCUUGACUGCUAGCUACCCUGUGCCAGAAAAGCCUCAUUCGUUGUGCUUGAACCCUUGAAUGCCACCAGCUGUCAUCACUACACAGCCCUCCUAAGAGGCUUCCUGGAGGUUUUGAGAUUCAGAUGCCCUGGGAGAUCCCAGAGUUUCCUUUCCCUCUUGGCCAUAUUCUGGUGUCAAUGACAAGGAAUACCUUGGCUUUGCCACAUGUCAAGGCUGAAGAAACAGUGUCCCCAACAGAGCUCCUUGUGUUAUCUGUUUGUACAUAUGCAUUUGUACAGUAAUUUGUGUGACAGUGUUCUUUGUGUGAAUUACAGGCAAGAAUCGUGGCUGAGCAAGGCACAUAGUCUACUCAGUCUAUUCCUAAGUCCUAACUCCUCCCUGUGGUGUUGGAUUUGUAAGGCACUUUAUCCCUUUUGUCUCAUGUUUCAUCGUAAAUGGCAUAGGCAGAGAUGAUACCUAAUUCUGCAUUUGUCACUUUUUGUACCUGCAUUAAUUUAAUAAAAUAUUCUUAUUUAUUUUGUUACUUGGUACAA